GGCUAUUUACUUUCCCCUCGAGAGGCUGCGUGAGGAGAAAACUCAGUGUUCAUUAUUUGGACAUGACCAUUUGAUCAGCCAUGGAUCGAGACGAGCUGGCUUUAUCGUCGUCAUCAGCAGCAGCAGACAAACACAAAGAAUCAUCAGUGCGAGGAGAAAUCAACUUCCCAGAGGGAACCAAACCAUCUGAAGUCGUAUGGUCAGACGCUGUGUGUCCAGAAGGUGACAGGUCACUGUCCGAGGACCAACAUGUCACUGAGAGUAUGAGCAUCACCUCGGCAGACCAGGAGAAGCUGCUGCUCCUCAACAAGAACACAGAGCUCCGCAGAGUCAACAAAGAGCUAAUGAAGCUGAAUGAGGAGUGGGACCAGAUGUACCGUAGUACCACGCUGAGGCUGCAGCACAGGCUGGAGAGUUUGGAGCAGGAAAACACCACCCUCAAAGACCUAAACAGCAAACUGUUGCUUAAAGUAGAGAAUCAGCAGAAUGCAAAGGCCUAUUACGAGCAGGCACUCAUGCUGGAGUUGAAGAAGAAUAAAGAGCUCCAAGAAUAUAUCAGGCUGCAGGAGGGCAGAAUGCACCAGCAACCCAUCCAAAAGUGCAAUUUCCAGGCAACCAACCUCGACCCCUCAUCCCCAAGCCUCCCCUCAUCAUACGGCCCUCCAGCCUCUUCCAGGCUGGAUGUGCUGCUGCUGGGCAAACACCCGAAUUGUGGCCCCCAGCAAGAGGUGCAGGAUCUAAAAGAGCAGCUAGAAGCACUGCGGUGUCAGAUUGAGAUCUAUGCGGCUGAAUAUCAGAUGGAGCACAACAACCACAAAUACACGCUGCAGGACAACCGCAGGCUGAGGAGGAAGAGGGAGGAGAUGCGCCAGCAGGUGGAGCUGCUGCGAGAGCAGCUCAAAGUGUAUGAGGACGACUUCCGACGUGAGCGGUCUGACAAACAGAUGCUGCAGAGGCUGCUGUUGAAAAAAACACCUCCUGACAGGGAACCAGCGCUCGUGCAACGCUGCAAUAACGAAUGGCAGCCACAAGAGGGAGACAAAUGGACACAGACCGGAGCGAGAGUCCAUCCGCAGGUGGAGCAGCACCACCCCCUCUGUCCCAAGCACUCGAAAUAGGGACAAGGACUGAGGAAACCAUUGUGCUGUACUCGGAAAUUAGUCAUGUCCCAGAACACAUAAAAGAAUGAAUGCGGACUAAAAAAAAAACAAAUAUGAUGUCCUUCCACUGUAACCUUUUAUGGGAUCAUAAUUUAUGACCCCAGUUGUGGCCCUCACUCACUUGCAUUUAUACUUGUGUUAAAAUAAGAAGAAAUGCAAAACACAUCCAAGUUAUAAUCAAGUAAGAUUAAAAACAAAAUGUAAACAUAACAUUUUCACACAUGAAAGCACACUUGUAUAUCUUGCUAUAUGUUUACUUUGUUGUCUGACUGGUCAGAGUUCUAUCAUUAUAAAUCCUGUAAAAUAUCAUUUCCUUGAUUACACAAGAUCGUAUCAUGUGUGAGCACAGUGACUGCUGACUAGUCAUAAGGCCAUGAAUUAAUCCUAAAUGUCUAUUAAAUAGAGAGUUGCACAGUUAAGAAAGAGAGUGAAAAGCUUCAGUGUUUGCUCCACUAACUA
Dunckerocampus dactyliophorus (ringed pipefish) is the source of this 1619-nucleotide messenger RNA. RefSeq lists its product as uncharacterized. NCBI's taxonomy places the organism in Eukaryota, Metazoa, Chordata, Actinopteri, Syngnathiformes, Syngnathidae. The coding region runs from base 81 to 1118 and encodes 345 amino acids. The record is from RefSeq and is a predicted model, not a curated record. Gene Ontology annotation, biological process: cellular response to lipopolysaccharide; regulation of transcription by RNA polymerase II. The transcript has 7 exons.